Ceutorhynchus assimilis (cabbage seed weevil) is the source of this 1607-nucleotide messenger RNA. NCBI's taxonomy places the organism in Eukaryota, Metazoa, Arthropoda, Insecta, Coleoptera, Curculionidae. The record is from the annotation of a GenBank genome assembly.
AUCAGCUGAUGUUGGUCCUGCGAGUUCUUUGUUAACCGGCACCGGUGCAACAACUACCGCUGCAAGACUCCUCAUCUCUAGCAAAAAAAAAAAAUGCCAAGACGGCCGUCGAGGAUCAAAAACCGAUAGUUUUCGAUGUAACUUUUUUUUGCCAUCAAAAUGUUCCGCAGCGGUCUUCGGCAUGAAGUCAAAGAUUCCAAGCUUCAAGGGGUUUUCAGUAAACUCUCCCAGGUACUACCGAGGGCCGAGGAUUUUCCAGGCAAAAUUAUGUCUUCGGACAUUAUCGAGUCGGUGCUGGCCGACACACCUGUUCCUGCGAAUCCGUGGCCCACCAACUACUAUCCGUCGUACCGGCAACAGACCUCGCCAGACAAUGAAGACAUCAUAAGAAAUGUCGCUACGUUGUCGCGCCGCUUGGAACAAGAGCUGCGCGCCGCUAAACGCAGUCACUUGGCCUGCGGCGAAGUGUUACUACCCUGCGGCUUACUACUGAGAGUAGCUUGCGAUAUCUCGUCCAUGGCCGAAUCGGAACCGUGCGGUCUGCGCGGCUGUCACCUCUAUGUGCUGUUCGAACCGCUCGGCGAUCUGCCGUCUACCAGGAUUGCGAAAAUCCAGUGCGAUCCUGGUACCGCUUGUACCUUCGAACUGUACCUGACGUUCAAACAAAGCGGCAACGGCUGGAACUUUCUACCGCAAUUUUUAAGGAACUUUACGAAAGGUGGUUCGGUGGUACUGAGUCCCGCUUACACCCUCAGCAAAAAGAAGCUGUAUCGUUCCUACGCGGACCAGCAACAGGACAAAUGAAACGAACGGUACUAUGAGUUGAGUAUGGUAAGACUGAUUUAAAGAAUGAUUAUCACUGAAAGGUGCGCGCACGAUAAAAUAUUUUCUCGAUUGAUUUACCAAAAUAUAAUUACUAUUAGAAGAAAAGAUAGAAUGGAAACGCAAUAAAUAACAGAUGGAAACAAACAUUUUUUCCUCCCAUAUUACUAUGUAUUAGGAAUACGUUUUGCAGUCACCCCGUAAAAUGUAUUGAAAAAUUCAGCUACUACGUGGCCUCAAAAAUAAUCCCACCCCCCUGUAGAUAUAGAGAAUGGAAAAUAAAUAGCAACUACUGUAAAACACAUAAAGACCAAUUAUUAAAAUCAAAACAAAUUUCUUCCAAAGAAAAAAUAUCAAACCUUUUUUAGCAAAUGAUCCGAAUUAAAGAUAAUUUCAGCCUCAAAUCCACCCUUUGUCUUUCGCUGUGAAAUUGUUUAAUAAUUAUUAUAAAAUAAGUUAAUGUUAGGCGAUGUGUUCCGAUUUGGAUCUCACAGUGUUAUUUUGCAAGUAGGACGCUCAUUAUCGUUUUUGUGAUACGAUUAGUAACAAUAAGCGACAAAUUUGUCGUUCAAAAUUUAAACAUUUUGUUAUUAUUGAUUUAUAUAGAAUCUUAUGUGAUAUUGUACUUAUUUUUUCAUCGGUACAACGCUUUUUGUAUUCUAUCAAAAAGUUUAUUGCGAGGGGAAAUCACUGGUGGAAUUUUUUAUACAAAUUUGACCAGUGAUUUGCCCCUCGGUUUAUUGAUUUAUAUUUAGGACACGUGUUAAGAAAAUUGUCAAUAAAUA